Messenger RNA from Cynara cardunculus var. scolymus (artichoke), 1729 nucleotides. Its product is annotated as hydroxyproline O-galactosyltransferase HPGT3-like. Lineage: Eukaryota; Viridiplantae; Streptophyta; Magnoliopsida; Asterales; Asteraceae. Gene Ontology annotation, molecular function: hexosyltransferase activity. Gene Ontology annotation, cellular component: Golgi membrane. Bases 158 to 1225 code for a protein of 355 amino acids. The record is from RefSeq and is a predicted model, not a curated record. The transcript is spliced from 13 exons.
UCUCUAACUGCAAAUCCAGUGAUUCGUUCGAUCCCGCUUUCAAUGUAUUGGAUCCACUAAAUCAACCAACAUUCCAUCGCCUAUUUAACCCCAAAUCAGUUCUUGCUUGAUUACCGUUGAAUUCAAUUUCUUAGUUGUUCACAAAAACACAGAGAAAAUGGAGAACAGCCCUCCAUACUACAAGGAGGGCUUGCCAUUGCCAACAACGAUAUCCAAAACAGAAAAACAACGAUCUAGAUCAUCAUCAAGGUCUUCCAUACCUUCAAUCUUUUUCGCUUUCUUCUCUUGUCUCGCUUGGCUUUACAUCGCCGGCAGGUUAUGGCAGGAUGCCGAGAACAGAAUGUUGUUGUCUAAUUUGCUUAUGAAGAAUUCUGCAGAGCGACCGAAGGUUCUUACAGUUGAAGACAAGCUCAUGGUCCUAGGAUGCAAGGAUUUAGAGAGAAGAAUUGUGGAAGCGGAGAUGGAAAUAACGCUAGCAAAGAGUCAAGGUUUCCUUACAGACCAGUUGAAGCAACCUGGCAACUCUUCCCAAAAAAAACUUCUUGCAGUGAUUGGCGUUUAUACUGGUUUUGGGAGUCGAUUAAAUAGAAAUGUUUUCAGAGGAUCUUGGAUGCCAACUGGUAACUCAUUAAAGAAGCUUGAAGAAAGAGGAAUUGUCAUACGUUUUGUAAUUGGUCGGAGUCCUAAUCGCGGUGACAGCUUGGACCGUAACAUUGAUGAGGAAAAUCGUGCAACAAAAGAUUUCUUGAUUCUUGAUGGUCAUGAGGAAGCUGAUGAAGAAUCACCAAAGAAAGCAAAGUUCUUCUUUAGCACAGCAAUUCAAAAUUGGGAUGCAGAGUUUUAUGUAAAGGUGGAUAAUAAUAUUGCCCUUGAUCUUGAGGGGUUAAUUGAACUUCUUGAGAGUCGCCGUGGUCAAGAUAGUGUUUAUCUUGGAUGCAUGAAAUCAGGAGAGGUGGUUGCUGAAGAGGGAAAACCAUGGUAUGAACCAGAUUGGUGGAAGUUCGGUGACGAGAAAUCGUACUUUCGGCAUGCAUCUGGGUCACUUCUCAUUCUAUCGAAAAAUUUUGCACAGUACAUAAAUAUAAACAGUGCGUCUCUGAAGACUUACGCUCACGAAGACACAUCAAUCGGUUCUUGGAUGAUGGGCAUACAAGCAACUUAUAUAGAUGAAAAUCGUGCAUGCUGCAGCGGCUCUGUACAAGAUAAGGUGUGUUCGUUGUCUUGAUUGGAGACACAAGUCAUGGAAACAAUCUAUUUGUAGAAACACAAAUUCUUGUGAACAUGUAUGCUAGGUAUAUGAACAAAUACAAUGGAGAAAGGAGCGACGGUGAUCGGGCUUGAGAAGUUCUGUUUUAUUGGUUCUAACAAAGGUAUAAUCCCCGAAGAAUUUACAAGUAGUUCAUUCCCGUUUAGUAAUACUGUUUGGCUAUGCAAGUCUCCGUUCUUUACUGUUAGGUGAUACUCAUCUCUUGUGGCCUCGGCAAAUUUAGGAUUUCGUAGCAUCUUGGAAAAUUUUGAUUUUUGUGUAUGUUUUGGUUCGUGUUGGAUUGACUUGACUAUUGUAGUGGCGUUUUCAAAAGAGAGGCCGAUGUUGGUUGUUUUAAGACCAUCUAGGUUGAUCAAGAGCACCGUCAUCCCUGCCUGUGAAGUUUAACACUAUCUUAAGUUAGUAAAGCGAUUAAGAGAUUGAGAUUUGGAUCUAUGUAUGCACUUACUGAAGUUUUUGAGC